AUGACAUGUGUCUAUGACACCUGUGCCAUGACAUGUGUCUAUGACACCUGUGCCAUGACAUGUGUCUAUGACACCUGUGCCAUGACAUGUGUCUAUGACACCUGUGCCAUGACAUGUGUCUAUGACACCUGUGCCAUGACAUGUGUCUAUGACACCUGUGCCAUGACAUGUGUCUAUGACACCUGUGUCAUGACAUGUGUCUAUGACACCUGUGCCAUGACAUGUGUCUAUGACACCUGUGCCAUGACAUGUGUCUAUGACACCUGUGCCAUGACAUGUGUCUAUGACACCUGUGCCAUGACAUUUGUCUAUGACACCUGUGCCAUGACAUGUGUCUAUGACACCUGUGCCAUGACAUGUGUCUAUGACACCUGUGCCCCUCACUGUCACUGA
Procambarus clarkii (red swamp crayfish) is the source of this 393-nucleotide messenger RNA. NCBI's taxonomy places the organism in Eukaryota, Metazoa, Arthropoda, Malacostraca, Decapoda, Cambaridae. The record is from RefSeq and is a predicted model, not a curated record.